Messenger RNA from Penaeus chinensis, 9095 nucleotides. RefSeq names its product mitogen-activated protein kinase 1-like (gene rl). The transcript is spliced from 8 exons. NCBI's taxonomy places the organism in Eukaryota, Metazoa, Arthropoda, Malacostraca, Decapoda, Penaeidae. The record is from RefSeq and is a predicted model, not a curated record. Gene Ontology annotation, molecular function: ATP binding; MAP kinase activity. Gene Ontology annotation, cellular component: nucleus; cytoplasm. Gene Ontology annotation, biological process: protein phosphorylation; intracellular signal transduction. Bases 46 to 1143 code for a protein of 365 amino acids.
CUCGCGUUCAGUCGUUAUCUGGACGUCACUCGGGAAGCACGCGCCAUGACGGAGGAUCGGCCUGCAGAAGGCGAAAUUGUCAGGUGUCAGCUGUUCGAGGUGGGCCCACGCUACUUCAACCUCGCCUACAUAGGGGAAGGAGCGUACGGCAUGGUGGUGUCUGCAAAUGAUAAUGUGACCAAAACUAAGGUAGCAAUCAAGAAGAUAUCCCCCUUUGAACAUCAGACAUACUGUCAGAGAACACUUCGGGAGAUCAAAAUUCUAACAAGGUUCAAGCAUGAAAAUGUAAUAGACAUCCGUGAUAUAAUACGAGCCACGAGCAUAGAUCAAAUGAAGGAUGUUUAUAUUGUUCAGUGUCUUAUGGAGACUGACUUGUACAAGUUACUUAAAUCUCAGAAACUGAGUAAUGACCACAUUUGCUACUUCCUUUAUCAAAUUCUUCGAGGGUUGAAGUACAUCCACUCGGCAAAUGUUCUUCACCGUGACCUGAAGCCUUCUAAUUUGCUGCUAAAUACCACAUGUGACCUGAAGAUCUGUGACUUUGGCUUGGCUCGUGUGGCUGAUCCAGAGCACGACCACACAGGUUUCCUGACCGAGUAUGUUGCAACUCGUUGGUACCGUGCACCUGAGAUCAUGCUGAACUCUAAGGGCUACACAAAGUCUAUUGACAUCUGGUCGGUAGGAUGUAUUCUAGCAGAAAUGUUAUCCAACCGUCCACUGUUCCCGGGCAAGCAUUACCUGGACCAGCUCAACCACAUUCUGGGUAUCCUUGGUUCUCCAUGCCAAGAAGACCUGGAUUGUAUCAUCAAUGAGAAGGCUAGAAGUUAUCUCCAGUCUCUACCAAACAAGCCAAAGGUGCCAUGGACAAAGCUGUAUCCCAAUGCUGACCCAAAAGCCUUGGAUUUGUUGGACAAAAUGCUGACCUUCAACCCCCACAAGCGCAUCACUGUGGAAGAGGCUCUAGCACACCCAUACUUAGAGCAGUAUUAUGACCCAGCUGAUGAGCCUGUAGCUGAAGAACCAUUUAAAUUUGAGAUGGAACUUGAUGACCUGCCAAAGGAAAAGCUCAAGGAAUUAAUUUUUGAAGAAACUGUACUCUUUAAGCAGAGGCUUACAACAGAACAGGCUAUGCAGCAGAACUGAAUACAAAGACAUGGCUUAGCAUUAUUACAAGAGACGAAGGGUACAUUCUAGAGGAGACCUACUGAUUGGUGGCAUUCAUCUUUGGAAUACUACAAGGAAUCGUUCAAUAAUCCCCAAAGGGAGAUCACCUGUCUGCCGAAUAAGUGUAUGUGAUAAAGUGCUUUAUCAUAAAAAUCAGUUGGAAAAAAUAUAUAGGAAUAAGACUUAAAACACAGGAGUAUGUGAAGGAUCUAAACAAAUUUUCUAGCACUAAAAAAAUAAAACAAAAAUAAAAAUAAAAAUAAAUAAUUAAAUUAAUAAAAUUAAAAAGUAGAUGAAAGAAAUAUGUCUUGGAUGAAGUGCCUCUCUUCUAAGUGAGUUAUCAGGCAAAAUGUGCAAAACUGAUAAAGUGUCUCGUCUAGGAAGCGUGCCUGCAGAGAGCCCUCUUUCUAUCGUUUGUGACAGGAAAUGCUCUUUGAUGAUUGAAAGAUUGCUGGGAACUUACCAGUUGAUGGCUGAAAAAUGUGUGGUCUUGAGGAAGGGUGCUUCCAUGAUGCUAGUGAUGCAUUUCAGUCUUGUGGCACCUCACUCAACCUUUGUUUCAUUUGGACAAUACUGGCUUUCAGGCUAGAGAUUCAUUGCUCUUAGGAAGCAGAUGACUGAUCGUUUGCAAGCAAAUACACAUAUUUGGUUGCUCCUCAGUUAUACCAGCUCGGCAUGUUUCUGUAUUGCUAAAAUUCAAACUCCUGGUGGCUGGUGGUUUACUGUUCAAAGAAAAAAAAAAAGAGAGAAAAAAAGGUAAAAAAAAAGAAGCAUUACUUUAAAAGCAGUGAUUCUCUUCCUGUUGGAAUGCUGCUUAGUAAUUGGGUUUUCUUCUGUUGGAAAAAUUUCUUGCAAAUGUUUUGAUGUUGUUUGUCUUGGGGGCAUGUCACAAUAGGGAAGUUAUAUAUCAAAAAGUGUAUUUGUGAUGGAAUUUCCGAGUUGUGUAUCACAUAUGGUAGCAUUACUAUUUUUGUAGCGAUCUACAAUUUGUUUUGCUGUAAUUGUUUUACACACAGAUUGAACGGCUAGUGGAAAGCUCUCCAUACUCCUUAGGAUUCGUUAGUUUGUAUUAUUGUGUUGGUUGACUGUUAACCUGUAUUCCUAGGAAGUUAGUGGGAGGCUAUCAGUGGGUGACCCAUAUCUCACAGGACACGAGUGGACCAUUAAUUUAAGGAGUUGGUGGAUUAUUAUCCUUGGGUCAUAAAACCAUUAAUUCUGGGAGCAGGCAAUAUAAUUUACAGGCUGUUGAUGAACCAUUAUUUCUAAGACAUUGGUUAACUUGUAUAUCCUUAGCAAUUUAUAAAUUUUUCACUUGUCAAAAAAUUCCCUGCCCUUUACCACUACUCCUUUCCAUUUAUCUAUGCAGUAGUUCACUCUCUGUAUUCUGCAUUAGCCUAAAUACUUUGAGAGCGGUUUCAUAUACCAAAUCUGACAUGUGAAUAAAUCUGCUAUUAGCUAGUAAAAAUUUUGGAGGAGGAUUUACUACAGGAGAAUUUUUCUGUUAUUUUUUUUCGUUCCUUUUUUUUUUUUUUCUUUUUUCUUUUUUGGUAAUUAUUGAUUGGCUAUGAAAGCCAGAAUUAACUUAUAUAUAUUGGAAACCUCUGGUACCCUUUUUAGGAUGAAGUGCUGAGGAUGUCACACAUUCAUGUUUUUUAUAAGUAUUUGUAGAACUUUUUAGAGUUGACUUAAGGAAUGUAGAAAAAAAAAAAAAUUAACUGAAGUGCUGGUGAUAAGGUUCAUUUGAGUGUGGCUUUGAUGAAGGAGUGGAGAGAAUUCAGACGUUGAUGCCUUACAUGAUGAGGUCCCAGGAAUUUUGCAACAAGCAUAUCACUUCCCACUAUUGUCGGGAGGGGUCCAAGAGCCACGAGCGAGCAGUGGGAGGCAUCCUACUCGGUCGCCCGUACUCAAGACAGCAGAAUUCAUCCCUGCUUUUUGCAUUUAUAGUUUUAACAUUGAGAUUAAUCUAUACACCUCAAAUUAUUCUUGUAUCUUCUGAAGUCGUUUUGAAAUAUUUGUGAAUUAUGUGUAUUCUGUUUUUUAAAAGUACCCCCUUUUGGACUUCCAUUUAUAUAUUUCCCCCCCUCCCCCCUCCCCCCCACCAUUUUUCUUUUCUUUUUUAUGGAAUAUACAAGUUAAAUGUUAUAUUACAAUUAAGCAUGACAUCUCUGAAAACUAAUGAUAUCUCUUGAUGUACGGUGUAAAUCUUGGUCUGUUUGUUAAUAACCAAUUUGCAGAAUUGAAUACACUCCAUGAAAGUUGGAAAUCAGACCUCCAGGAAUUCUGUUGAAAGGUAGACAGCAGAGGCCAUUGAGAUCUGUAAGGAGGCAUUAGUUACUGUCUAUUGAUACUGGUAUUCUAGCUCAUAGACAGUUGUGGUAAAUGUAUCUGUGUGUGUGUGUGUAUGUCAUAUUAUUUGUAUCACAUUGUUCCCUCACAUUGGGGUGAUCCAUGAAUUAGGUCAGUGUUGGAUUUUUCAUCAUUGCUAUCACAAUAUUAGUAACAUGUUAAAAGGUGCGAUGUUGAACUUACGUCAGAUGCCCACAGUUUGCCGAGUUCUUUCCUUAAACUCGUAAGAUAUUUAUAUGGUUAGACUCAAGAAUUGUAAUGUAAAACAGAAUGACUUCAAGAUAGAAGAUUCAGGAUUCAGGAUGCUUUAAAGUAAAAAAAAAAGGCCCAUAAUGAAUUUCAGUAAUAGUUGAAAAUAUUCUCUGUUAUUGAGAUUAUGAAUAUAAAUAUAUAUACUUUGUCACACCUGUUUUUCUAGUGUGACCAUUUUGCUAAUAUGAGAAGCACCUCUGAGCCCUUCCACUGGUAUUCAGCAUGACAUAAUUUUAGGAUCACCUUGUAUAAUGUUUACAGUGUGUUGCUGUGGAAAGAGCACAUUUCUUGUAGAAUAUUCCCCCUGUCAACUUAUGAAUAAGAAGUAAUGUAUGGGAGGGAAUGUUGGAGGUAAAAGUAAAGACCAAAAAUCUCUUGAAUACUCUUUCUGUAAAUGAAGAUCAAAGAAACAGUUAAAGACUGUGCCAGUGUAUUGCUAGCAUAGUAGCAUGGGUCUGUAUGACACUGAACCAUCAUGAGAGUAAGAAAAUUGACAAUCUCUUGCUAGCUUGGGCAUUAUUUGUUCAACUAGUAUUGUUUGUGAGAAAGAAUAUAAACUAUAAUUAAGCUAUUUAAAAAAGAAGUUAAAAAAAAGAAAGAAAUUAGGCAGUUCAUUUUUUUUUUCUCUUUAUUUAUGAUACAUGUCACUACUACAAAACCAAAAUAUAUUAAAGUACAAAAUGAUAAAGAAGGAUCAUAUUUUGUUUCCCAAGUCGUCAUUCUUAUUGAGGAUUACAUAAACAGUGAUGAGUUUGUCUUCUUGUCUUACAUAGCAUGGGAGUUAAGAACUGCUAGCCUAUGAUUGAGAGGUGGAGAGCAGACAGAGAUGCUGAUCUGCCAAGGCACCGUCACCAUUCUUGAAAAAAAAUGAAAGUAUCCGUAGAAUUGUACGCAGAAAACAAUGACAUUGCAAUACCACUGAAACAUGAGGAAGUUCACGAAUAUUUAUAUCUGCUUGCUUUUUUUUAUUGAUUUUGAUUAAUAUUACAAUUGAUGUUCCUCAUUGUUACAAAGGAUAUGGUUACUUUAUUGUGAUGAUGAACAUUAGUUUUAUAACCAUUUAUCAUGCUUUUUCAGGCAUUGUUGGUACUGAUAUAUUCACCUUUUCCUUUUUUUAUACAUGAAAGAAUUCUAUUGUUUAAUUAUUAUGCAUCUAGAUUUUUUUGUUUUGCAUCUGAAUCAUGGUCUUUAAGAAUUUCAGCAUAGGAGGCAGCUAACACUGUCUUGGCAUGUAUUUCAGUUUGACAUGCAAAAUUGUAAUGUGUUCUAGCUUAGUUACAUCAAAAAGAGCUUUGUCUAAGACCAGUAAAAUGUAAUACAGAGUUCAGAUAUAUCUUAGCACAGCAAUAUAUAUUUUUUUCUUUUUUGAACUAAAUCAGCAAAGGGAAAGUAAGACUAUUGUGCUCAAACCGGUAAAUUUAGUCAGCAAAAAUGUAAUCCAAGUGAUCAUAGAUUAAAGAACCUUCUUCAAUAGCAAGAUUUUUCAAUCAUCAGAACAAGAAUAUCAACCAUGUCGUGGAAGUGUGAUUUCCAAAGACAGAGCAACUACAGUAAUCCCAUGUUCGUGGUGUAAAAAAAAAAAAAAAAAAAAAAAAAAAAACCCUUGUGCAAUAGUGCUUAUGUGAUGCUGUGACCGUCAGCCUUAUGGGUAGUGUCGAAGAGCUCAUACUUUUAUCUGUUGUUAUGCAAGUAGAGGAUCAACAGAUUCCCAGUUGAAGGCCUGUGGACAGUUCCUUCAAUACAUUUUUUAACCUUGGAGAGUAGGAGACAUUCUGGUUGACUCGAUUCCCAUCUUUUCUAUAGCAAAUGACUCGUGCUCAAGGUUCUCAUACAAAUGCCAGGAUGUCAUGCCCACUUUGAAUUCAUAGCAUAGACAAUAAUAAGUUUUGACAAUGAUGUAAGAGAAGGAAAUAAAGAAGCCAUGUACCUUUCUUGGCAGUUGUCUAAGAACUCUUGUGCCUCACUAAGUGAAAUGGACUUCUACCACCCCUAAUCUUAGAAAUAUAGUAGGUAUUCUCAGACUUUCCACCAGUUUAUUGCUAAUGUGAGAUGUUAGGUCAGACUUGCUACAUUUAGAUAUGACCAUGUUGAUCCUGUAAGUAUCUGUGAUUUCUUAAGAGUUGGCAAAUGUGUUUGUACAAUCUAUAAUGUCUUUUUGUGUAAAAUUGUACAAUACUGUACAUGUGUAUCUUGUUUAGGAGAAUUUGUUUCAUAUUGCUAAAAGAAAAAAAAAAGUAUACUAUAUAUAUAUGUCUCACUUAGUAUGCUGUUAUACUAAAGUCCCACUUGAGUAGAAAUCUGUAUCACAUCUAAAGAGAAAGAAGGAGAGGAAGAAGAGAGAGAGAAAAAAAAAAAUUAAUUCCAGUAUCAAGACUUUUAUAGGAUAUGAGCUCAGCACAAAAGAGCCAGUUAGGUGGGGCUUUGGUCAAAGUAAUUCAUCCUACAUAUGAUGUUAAAAGAUAUUCUUAGAAGUCUAAUUCAGGAUUUCAAAUAAUAGGUAACAUGUUUUCAUUGCCUCCAUGGUCAUUCAGAAUGGAGUAAACUUAUAUUACGUGAGGCACUAAGGCAUUGUCACCUAACAGCACAGUGAUUCUGGUUACUAUAGUGGAUGUCAUCACUUGUGGGGUAGGUAGUAAGAAUAAUUGCGUGUAGCAUUCGGUUACCAUCAUUUUAACCAUGGAUUGUCCUGGAAGAAAUUCAGCGAACCUUAAAAAAAAAAAAAAAAAUAAAAAAAAUACUUAAAGUCCAGCAACAGUAUCGGUGAGAUUGCUAUUCUGUUAGAUGCAGGAAGGAAAGGUUGAAUACAAAGAUUAACACCUAGUGGAAAAUGCUGUUAAAUUUUGUUCACCUGCCUGCCCAUUGUGAUGUUCUCUAUGCCAUAUCCUUAAAUGAGUUGGUAGAUUGUCCUUUUUGUGAAUUUUUUCCUUUUUCCUUUUUAUGUGUAUUGAAUGAUGUUGAUUGCAGCAUUUACCAGUUCAUUUCUUUAUGGAAUUGUUAUGAAUACGCGUUUAUUUUGCAAACGGAUCUCAACAGGUGAAGGUUACGAGACAUCUUAUAUGUUGACAUGUCGUUAUGAGCCUUAAGUGUUCACAUAAGAAGAUACAAACUUGACAAAAUGAUGAACAGUAAUAUGGUUUUAUGUGAAUUCCUUGAUUGUAAUAUCUUUGGAAAUCUGUGGUUCAUAAUACUUCUAUUCAUAUAAAAUAUGUCAAGGUCCUGCAGUGCACAUUGAUAUUAUAUGACAGGAUCAGAUAUCGUGAGUCUUACUUGGAAAUUGGAUUUUGUCAUGAGAGAAUAGAAGUCAGUGGGUAAAUUUCAGAUAAAAUUUGUUCAGAAAAAGAGAGAAUUCAAAAUUUUCAGGUAAGACUCACGAUUGGUGGUUGUGUGAAAUGCUGAUUUCUCCUCCCGUCUCCAUCAACCUUAAUUCUCCUCGCGUUUGAGACAUUCCACUCGACAUGUGAACUGGGGUGGGGUUCUUAAAUCACUCUUUUUUUUUUUUUCUCUCUUUUUCCUUUUUUUUUUCAUUGAUAAUCUCACUGCUUUACUACAAUUUUUGUUUGCAAAAAUAGUGGAAAGUAUAAAAUUGCCCUAGAAGAGCCAUAAAAAUAAUUAAAAAGAAAAAAAAGAAAAAAGAGGCACAUAACUAUUACAAGAAAAAAGAAAAUAAAAUAGAAUUGGUAAUCAGUGAGUUAGCAAUAAUUCUUACCCUACAGUAAUAACCAUUUACAGUCAAGUCAAAGAGUACAAACUACCGAUAGAGAAGUCAUAACACUAGCAGUAAGUGGUGAUUUUUUAUAUGUUCAGGAAAUAAUGUAUAUAGGUGCUGGUUAACGAAACGUAGGUGUUGUUUCCGAUGAGGAUACUUUCAAAAUAUCCGCAUUAACCCACGACAGCUGCAGACGUUAUCCAGCCUGUGAUAAAAACUAUUUGCUGAACAUUGUCAAUGCUACCAAGUAGAAUGAGUAAGUUUAUAAUCAAGGUAUAGAUGUUAUUGAUUCAAGUACCACCUUGUAGUCAGGAUGUCUUGGAGAUAAUAAAAAGAUAACAAUAAUAAUAAAGAUAGGGAAAGUUUUCCGGAAGAUUAUAAAAUCCCAUGAAAGAACAGAAAAAAAAAAAAUCUAAAAGAUAUUCCUUAUUAUAUUUGAGGGGGGAAAAAAAUAAAAAAUAAUAAAAAAAAUAAAAAAUGCAGUUGAAGAUUGAGAACAGAAUUAUUGGGUGAUUUAAGAAUUCGUGUCCUAGGUGGGCUUUGUAUUUGGUUGACAAUCUUGCAGAAGAAUUGUAGAGAGAGACCAAUCCAAGCACUAUGCCAGCUCUUGUCUGUAAGGAGCCGUACAUUUCCAGAUAAACCAAAGUCGGCAUACUUUUGUUUAGUAUAUAUUUUUAAUCUUAUUUAAUUUCCUUUCCCCUGCUCCCCUCCUCCCCACCCAAAGAAAAGUAAAAUUAAAGUGAUAGUGGAUAUAAUAGUAGUAGUUACGAUGGAGAGAAGUAGUGAUGAUAGUAAGUUAUUUUGUUAACUGUAGCAUUGUUUUCCGAGAUUACUUUGUUUAUUAAUUAUCAUUAUUUCUUUAGUAUUAUCAUCAUCAUCAUCGUCAUUAUUACUUCCUGCAUCUACAACUAUGCGUAUACAUUUAUAACAAAAAUAAAAGGCUAAAAAAACAAGCUACUACUUCUGCUGUCAUUAUUUUUAUUGUUAUUUAAUAUUUCAUAUUUUGUAUAGAGUUGAGACAAAUAAAUGACAACUUCCUUUACUGAGACUGUUUAAAGAACCGAGAAAGGGUCGUGGAGAAGUGACUAGGCUUCUGUAAUAAUAUAUCCUACCAGGUAUAAGUUCCACCCGAUUUACCUACACACAUUCAGUUUACGAGAUAGCUGGACCAGGUAUGCAGACUAAUGAAAGCCAUUUUAGGAACUUGCAUAGUGCUGUAUGAUUUUUUUUUUUUUUUCUAUUUUUUAGAGAAUCACAAACCUUGUUAUUGUAUUAUCAAUGGCAUAAGUUCACAUUUUAUCUUGAUUUGGGAACAGUAUUGAUUGAAGGGAUCCGGUGCAUUACCUCUACCUUGAUUUUUAGGUACCUUAUCAUCUUGUAAUUAUAUUUUUGUAUAAUGCUUGUGCUUCCUAUUACAUCUCACUUCAAGUCCAUUAAAAAAAAAAAAAAAAAAAAAAUUACUGUACAAGUAACUUCAGCUUGGGAUAAAUCUUAAAUAUUUGGAAAUGGGCUUGUCUGACAGCCCUUUGUAAUUAAGAUGUUUCACAGCCAUAGUAAUGUACAUCUUUAUUUGUAUUUGUACCUGGCCGUUGACUCAUUGGUAUUUAAAUAUACAAGAAAAAUAUAA